CUCUGCCAGCCGUCCACACCAUGGCCUCCGCCUCUGAGCUCGCCUAUAUCUACUCUGCCCUCAUCCUCCACCCUGGCAAGGUGGUGGUCAUGGAGGAUAAGAUCAGCGUCCUCAUUAGUGAAGCCGGCACCAAUGCUGAACCUUUCUGGCCUGGCUUGUUUGCAAAGGGCCUCGCCAACGUCAGCACUGGCAGUCUCGCCGCACCAGCAGGCGGUCCUGCCUUCUCCACCACUGCUGCCCCAGCUGAGGAGAAGAAAGUGGAAGAAAAGAAGGAAGACUCCAAGGCUUCUGAUGACGACAUGGGCUUUGGUGUUUUUCACUCAAUAUUUUGUUAACAUGCCCAAUAAAAAGAUGAA
Molecule: messenger RNA, 356 nt
Organism: Chionomys nivalis (European snow vole)
Lineage: Eukaryota; Metazoa; Chordata; Mammalia; Rodentia; Cricetidae
Product: 60S acidic ribosomal protein P1-like
Exons: 1
Coding region: 21-335 (104 amino acids)
Biological process (GO): cytoplasmic translation
Cellular component (GO): cytosolic large ribosomal subunit
Molecular function (GO): structural constituent of ribosome; protein kinase activator activity; ribonucleoprotein complex binding
Source: RefSeq, a predicted model, not a curated record